AGAGCGCUGUUUCAAUUGCCGACGUUCCCGCCAGCCGGCCGCGCCGCCAAGAUGGCAGCAGACGACGUCUGUGUUCGCACGCGCUUGGUGGUGUCGUCGGUGUCGCGUCGUCCUGGUGAACGGUACUGGCAUGCUGCGCUAGUGGUGCCGUGAAAGAAAUAAUUGUGCGGGUCUGGUUUGUGUGCGGCCUUGUUGGUGCUGACGGUGGUGCGUCCAUGUCGACCAAGCUCGGAUGCGGCUAGGAACGUUUCCAUACUCUGUGUGCUUCAUGGACGAGGAGGUACCAGUGCCGUAGGGUGCGCCCCUCUGCUCGCGCUCUUGGGUCUCUUGGGCGCUGGCGAGCGGCAGGCUGUGUCCCCGCCAUGCCCGAUUUGGUUACACUAGGGUUUUCGAACAGGAGGUACCUACCCAUGUACCUCUCCAAUGAGAGUUACACAAUCGAGAUGCAGGAGCGCGAGUGUCCCCUGGACACUCCCCUGGACACCAUCUCCCUGGACUCCGGGGAAGAGGACAACGACGACCGGGAUGAAGGGAAAGCCAGGCUCUGCUCCCGCCGACUCACUUUCCUGCUCACCUGCCUGGCACCCAGCGCCGACAUCGUGAACAUCUGGAGGUAUCCGUACAUCGCCUACAAGCAUGGAGGUGUGGUUCUCGUACCCUGCAUCGUACUCUUUGUCCUGGUCGGCUUCCCACUCUACUACCUCGAGCAGACGAUCGGACGCCUGCACGCGGGGAAGAAAGGAGGAGGGCAAUGCCUCGGGCACCUGGUGCCGAUUUUCAAAGGUGUUGGCUAUGCGUACUCGACGUUGCUAGCCCUGAUGUCGGUCUACUACAUGGCCAUUCUUUCCUGGGUGCUACUCUACCUGUUCUCUUCGAUGCAAGAGACGCUUCCCUGGACUCACUGUGGCAACGAGACGGUCGUCAAAGGUUGUCCAAGCACGCAAAAACCUCUAUUCGAGCCGUGCCUUCCCGAAAACCUGACUCUCGAUGGCAAGCCCACGGACAGCCUCUGGAUUCGUGCUCCGAGUGAACUCUUUUUUCAUGAAGUUGUCACCAAGGUCAACCCUCAAGCACGCUUUCCCGGAACUGUGUCCUGGUCACUCCUACUUUGCCUCCUCGGCGGAUGGAUAGUUACGUACCUCAACGUUAUCCGCGGGAAGAUAUCCUUCAGAAAGACGGCCAUCGUCCCGGCUAUAAUGGUGACGCUUUUUCUGUGCGCCAUCUUCGGAACCAUCACCAGCGAUCCUGGAUUCCAGAAUGGCCUUCAUUAUUUCUUCUCGUUUGACUGGCACUCCCUGCGAAAACCCGACAUGUGGAACGACGCGGCAACUCAAGUGGCUCUUAGCCUUGGUACCGGAACGAGCCUUCUGCAGCUUUUGGGUCGCCGAGGCAGCAAAUACCGCGGCCUGGUACACGACGCCGUCAUUGUGAUUCUCGUCAACAUCAUCGUGUCUUUCUUCAGCGGCGUUGUGGUGUUCUCUUGCCUCGGCUACGUCUCCAAGGCCAUCAACAGAACCUGCAUCAAGUUUCUACAGGAAGGUUUCGGAACCCUCUUCUCCGUGGUACCAGCGGCACUCGCCAACCUUCCCGGCUCCGUGGUGUGCUCCAUCCUGUUCUUCGCACUCCUCGCGCUCCUCUGCCUGGGACGGAUGGAACAGAUGGUCCUGACCAUGAUCAUCUGUCUGCUCGACAAGAUGUCCAGCGCACAACUGAGGAAGCGUUACUGCCUGUUUGUGCUGGGCAUAUGUGGCAUUCUCUUCGCCGCCGGGAUCAUCUUCACGACUCCCGCCGGCAUUCAUAUCCUCGCUGUGAUGGAUGCGUACGUUUUUUCCUGGGCAGCGUUCCUCCUUGGGUUCUUGGAAUGCGUGGUAGUUACUUGGAUUUAUGGAUUCAAGCAGUUCUCCGGAGAUACCGACACCAUUCUCCAACAGCGCCUUGGCAAGGGAUGGAUGUUUAUCUGGUCGUUUGUGACACCGGGGUCCAUCUUGGUGGUUCUUGUGUUCACAAUUUUCGGCAGUCCGGAAAUCGCAUCGGGACUGUUCAAGAACUCCUUCUGGGGCCCCAUUCUUGGCUGGACCCUGUUCUUUCUCGUCAUCUGCCCCGUUCCGGGUUACAUUGUAUACAAGACCAUCUACACGUGGUGCUACACCAAGGGAGGUCGUUGGGAUGAGUUUAAGAGGCUGGUGAAACCCGUGCCAUUGUGCACAAAAGUGAUGAAGGUGGACAAGCACACGAAGCAGGGCAAGGACCUUUCGCCGGCACCUCGGAUAUUGGUGAUCCGCAAGAACGACGCCAGUCACCACGGCCAGUUGUACAUUCCGUACGGCUUCGUAGUUUGUCCGGAGAAGAGUCCGAAAUCCAACAGAACGCAGGGAAACAAGCUCGUCUUUUCAUUCCCAGAUGUGGACAAGUCGUACAGCCUGACAGACAGUAACGUGACACGACUGAUGCCCCCACCACGAUGCGACGAGAUCUUCUUCUACACGCCCCAGAUGUCUCAGAUGAGAAAGAAGCUCCAGAUGGGCAGCUCCAUGGAAGAACUGCCCCAGACGCCCACCAGUUCCUCUACCCGGGUGUCGGAGAGCUCCACGUCCGAUCAUUCGGAGAAUCUGCACAACGGGAGAGACGACUCUGACAUUCAGGUCUGUCGGAUCAGCGUGGAUAGGGACGCAGAUGGAGAUGACCGCAUCGUGUUGUCCCCGACGAACUUGUCCAAGUCUUCGGAACCCGAAGACGACAAGCCUGCGAGGCCUCGUAUAAAACGACGGUGUUCUCUGAGUGCACUCAAGCCCGAGGGAAAGGUCAUCUCACCCCUGAGAACAUCAAAUGUAUAGAGAGAACCGAGUGUUUGGACGCACGGACUUUGAGUUGCUCUAGACAAGUGAACACCCUUUGGCUGCCGCUCGGCAGCACCUUAUAUGCAAUUUGAGUGCCCUUCAAGUACCUAUGAACUUUUUAAGUAUUCUUCAGAUGAAUUUGAAGAGUGAAGUGAGUCUUCCGAGGGUGAUGCGCUUUGCACCACAACACAUGGUAGCUAUAUGGCUUGAAACAUGCCAUGACUUGUUACCUUCAGAUGACGCUUGAAGUGAAAGUGUUGACAUUUGAAAAGUCUUGACUUGAGUUAUCUACUGCGGAACGCAGUAGCCAUAUAGCUUGGAAUUCUGCAAUGUGCAUCGAGUAACACUCGUGUGCCUUUGGAGUGCCUGGGGUAACCUUAAGUGACAUUUGAGUUACUUUAUAAAGUGAGUGUAUGGUGCGAUCCAAGUGAGGUACGUGUUUCUCCAUAUAGGUGAACAGAAUCCGAGUAUGUACUCUGAAUGGCGUUGAAGCCCCUGCCAACUGUCCCUCUGAUUGGUACUGUCCAUUCUAGAGACCUUCAAGGGCUGUUACACCGACAUUGUAGUCACUUUCGUGUACCUCGAGUGCUGAUGAGUAUAUGUUUCGCACUUUUACAUUGGGUAAAAUCCAACACGAGAAAAGAUGAAAAACGAAGCGACGAGAAACUCUCUUUCGGGGUAAGAAACACCGCAACUGGACGCGAUAGCCGACGAAUCCGUAUUGCUAUGCUUAUGUAUAUAUGUGAAGUUCCGGGUUGUAUAGUUUUCCCGUGUGCAUUACUUCGAUAUUUUCUUACGUGCGUUUUACGAGAGUGCCAACACCCAUUAUGUUUCUGCAUGUACAUUGGCGUUGUGUAAGAAUACUGUGAAUUUGCAUAUCUUUUUUUUUUAUAUGCGCAGUGUGGCUCAAUUACCAACAUUACUUUAAGAAUAGGUUUGAGGCGAGUUUUGCUAUAUUGUGUACAUAUUCACUAGCUUAACUUUUUCUGCUUUCUGCAGAUUCGUAGUAAACCCCCAUUAAAUGGAUGCGACAUGCGCGCAUAAGAGUCGUCAUUAGAGGAUUAUAUUUGUAAUAGACGUAGCCAAUUUUGACGCUCGAAGCACUUUGUCUUUCGUUGGUACAAUGCGCACCAUAUAGGUCACUGUGUGUGUUCUAAGUCUAUAUUGUACAUACAUUCUUAUAGACACCUACUCCUGUAAUUUUAUUUCAGUACCUAAAUCUUUUUUUUAAGAUCUGUACUCACGCCUUUAUACCGGAUGUCUGGGAGAAAAGAGCCGUGUUUUACACAACUCUCAAAAAAAAAAAAAGAAAAAAAAAAGCCUUUUACCGCCGAGUGCUCCGUUUCCGUCCAGAUGUAGCUUUAGCUGCUCAAACCAGAUGCAAACGUUUUCAGAACUUACUGUCGUGACUCAAACGUUAUCAGGCAAUUUCGGAAUAUUUUCAAUAAGGAAAUGGCGGCCAAAAAACCCCGCGAAUACGUGGGGAUGAAUGGCGUCUGAUACCGCGAACGCGCCUCAUUUCCUCAUUUUAAAUCUCCGAAGACCGCUUAUAACCUUCGAAUCAGAUAACGGUAAGUUCCAAAACCUUUGACGCCUUGUUCCAAUCGACAGUGCUACAUUUGGUCGGAAACUGCGCGUUCGGCGACACGCAGUUAAUUUUCGCGGUGAGACCAAGGCGAUUCUCUCUCUUUUUUUUUUUUUUUUUUUGCAAACACCGAUACUUCGGACUUAAUCUGAGCUUCAAAAGUCAAGAAGCGCAGAGACAAGUAGGGAACUGGCUAAACAUAGAACGUGUGAAGGUAAAAACAAAACAAGAACAAGAUUGUCUCGUGCUUUUUAUUAUUUUCCAUGUGCUGUUAUUUAUUUGCGCUUUCGGGCAUUUUAUUUCGCUUCAUCUCAGUCCUGUCUGUAUUACUACCCGGUUGAAACCUCGACUUCGUUCGCGUGCCACGACUCCUCGAAAUCUGAGAUUACUGACGCGCCAGAUGUAGGCGCUGUAAAUAGUGCAACGAAUUUUUUUAUCGAUGACGGACUCCACGGAGUAUGAAUGUGCUGCAAAACAAAAAGCGACGACGUUCGCCCGGCGGCAAUCGUCUCUGCGAGCUUCGUCAGAAUACCGGCGAGUUUUCGCAUAGCGUACCCAAAUGCUUUACGCACGCAAAGGAAUAGCGUCGUCCCCACGGCGCAUGCGCCGACCCCAAACCGCAUUUUGGACGAGCGCCUAGCGACGACGCUAUUUCUUUGCGUACGCAAAGCCUCUUGGGUACGCUACAUUAAAACUCGCCAUUGGAUGUUGCGCCGAGCGCAACGGGAACGUGUCGCCGGGCAAAGUUGGUCGGUUGUCUGCAACGUACUCGCUCUAUGAAGUCCGCCAACGAAGGUACCAGUGCAUUUUGUUGUGUCGUCGUUUUAUUGAUUCAUUCCGUCUUCAUGUUUGGUAAGUCAUUAAAGCGAUCAUCAUUCCCGAACA
Messenger RNA from Ixodes scapularis (black-legged tick), 5307 nucleotides. Its product is annotated as sodium-dependent serotonin transporter. NCBI's taxonomy places the organism in Eukaryota, Metazoa, Arthropoda, Arachnida, Ixodida, Ixodidae. The transcript has 16 exons. Gene Ontology annotation, cellular component: membrane. Gene Ontology annotation, biological process: sodium ion transmembrane transport. Bases 363 to 2834 code for a protein of 823 amino acids. The record is from RefSeq and is a predicted model, not a curated record.